This is a messenger RNA of Patiria miniata (bat star), 2385 nucleotides long. RefSeq names its product cysteine-rich motor neuron 1 protein-like. The record is from RefSeq and is a predicted model, not a curated record. NCBI's taxonomy places the organism in Eukaryota, Metazoa, Echinodermata, Asteroidea, Valvatida, Asterinidae. Gene Ontology annotation, molecular function: protein binding; ubiquitin-protein transferase activity; metal ion binding. Bases 136 to 1881 code for a protein of 581 amino acids. Gene Ontology annotation, biological process: protein ubiquitination. The transcript is spliced from 7 exons.
GUAUAGGAUGCCAUCCCAUAAUGAUCCUUUAAAAAUCCGGCCAUAGCAACUUGGGUUUAGGACCUGUAUAUAGGGGCUUGAAAUUCUGCCUUGCCUGCAUUCUGUGGAUUGCGGUUCCCAGGGAUUGUCUCAACCAUGUAUAGUUUGGUGAGCCGAAGAGGCCGGUGCGUCUGCCUCCUAUUCCUUGUUGCUAUCAUAACUUUUUGCCGGGCGCAGGAGCUCAGCUCAUCAUCUCCCAGCUCCUAUGAGGAUGGUUACCCUGCGCAUUUACCAUGCAUGGACAACCACCGCCGGAUAUAUUUCCACGGGGAAACCUUGAAGAUGACCAGGUGUUCGUCCUGCACGUGUAACAACUCCACUCUCAGUUGUAUGUUCGAGUCCUGCGGGCCGGCAACAUGUGACAACCCAGUAGGAUUUCCGGGCGUCUGUUGUCCAGUCUGCCCUUACAAUAUAACGGUGACAGAUGUUGAGCCAGAGGUUGCACCUGGUACCUCAAUUUGGCAGGGAACCAAAAACAAAAUUAUCCUUGAUCUGAACGUGGGCUACCUCAACACCAGAGAAACCACGAGCAUAGCAGGGGAGGGUCUAUGGACGACCAAGGUGUGGAUGAGUUCCUUGGCAGAUGGGUCCAAUGAACUCUCCGGCACUGUGGUGGAGGAGGCAUUGACCGAGGGACAGCAGUCCAAAAACUUGAAGAAAUCGUCAGCUGAGCUCUUUAGAAUCCCGGAGAUUCGAUACACGUUUGACCUGACGGAUCACUCUUGUGGUGACGCCAAGUACGUCUGUGCCAAAUUCAACAAAGGACCAAACGCAGAGGUGGAGAAGGACUACUUGGACUACCAUUUCAAGGCAGUCCCGACAGAGGAGGUUUUAACCGGAUGUACUGAAAUCACCGAAUGUAGAGCUUUACUGCCAUGCAAGGACAACAGCAACCGGAUUUCUCUCCACGGGGAAACCUACAAGAUGACUAAGUGUUCGUCCUGCACGUGCAACAAUGGCAUUCUCAGCUGCAUGUUUGAGUCCUGUCCACCAGCACAUUGUAGAAACCCAAUGCGAUUUGCGGAUGUCUGUUGUCGAGUCUGCCCUUACAACGUGACUGUGAAUCAGGUGACACCGGUGCUUCCCGGCUCUCAGUCCAUCCAAGAAGGUCGAGCGGAGAACGAUCUGUCAGUCAACCUAGACGUGCUGUACGCCAACACCAGAGAGACAACCAGCGUCGCUGGCCAAGGCCUGUGGAAGUCCUCCAUGUGGAUGAGCAGUCAGGAGGAUGGCGCGGUCCAGCUCCCCGGCACCCUGGUGGAGCAAGUCCUAACACAAGGUCAACAGUCCCAGGACCUCAAGAAACGAAGCUUUUUCUCCAGAAACUUCAACAUCAACGACAUCCGUUACCAGGUGGACAUGUCGGAUCUGACCUGCGACGAGGCCCGCUAUCUCUGCGCCAAGUUCAUGAAGGGGGACAACCCGGAGGUGCAGAAAUCCUUUCUGGAAUUCCACUUUGAGGCAAGGCCCAGUGAAGAUGUGUUGACCGGAUGCAGUCCAAUUGAGGAUUGCAAAGGUAUUCCUACAUCACUGAGCGGAUCUAAGAUAGCCGGUUUGCUGAGGAUUGGGAUGAAGGUCGUACGUGGAUCAGACUGGAAGUGGGGUGGUCAGGACGGUAGUCCGCCGGGAGAGGGCCGCAUCGUCAGUGAACUACGGAGUAACGGCUGGAUAACCGUACAAUGGGACUCAACGGGGCGCAGAGACGCAUACCGAAUGGGAGCAGACGACAAGUACGACCUGAAGCUUGUUGACCCUGCGUCUCUGGAUGGAUCGGUUCGGUUGGCGAAUGGCGAUGACGAAUUCCGCGGAGGGGCCAUUCCACACGAAGGGAGUGGCCUGUGAUGGGUCUGAGAGUCAACUGGCUGACUGCCCGUCUCGUUUCUUGAAGAAACGGGCUUGUAGCCACGCCAAAGAUGUUGGCGCCAUCUGUAGUCAGAAGUAAACUGUUCAGACGCAAGCAUUUAUUACGGUUUGAGAUGAUUUUAUACUCAAGCAAAGGUAGUCGGAAAAAAAUAUUCAGCGAGCUAAAAGUGUAAAAUUUAUAGCCGUGUAACAUUUCGUAUUCCUUAUACAGGGCGAGUCAAAAAGAAAGCGACCUGGAUUAAAUUUGAUGCACCAAUGAAGAAUGUCAUAAAGGGAAUGUUCUUCCACUCAUCUGAAAAAAAUUGCUGAAAUUGAUCUGAGCAAGCAGAAACUAUGCAUUUUUUACCGAAAAUAUCCUUUUUAUGGCUGUCCAUGGAAUACCAGUGGAAGCUAUUGAGUUGAGUGAGAAUUAAAGAUUAUGAACAGGCAUUCAUAAAUACCUAAGACAGUUUACGCAUUCCUAUUGGUCGAGAGCCAGUCACG